Molecule: messenger RNA, 480 nt
Organism: Chondrus crispus (carragheen)
Lineage: Eukaryota; Rhodophyta; Florideophyceae; Gigartinales; Gigartinaceae
Exons: 1
Coding region: 1-480 (159 amino acids)
Source: RefSeq, a predicted model, not a curated record
AUGCGGCCCUGGGGGACCGUUCAUCGGAACGGCAUAAGGAUCGGGUCGUCCGGAGGUCUGAGGAGCGACCCCACGAACUGCGGAUUCCCGAGCGUACCGCAGGGCGGCACGCUCCCGGCGAUACUGGUCCCGGUCCAAUACAGCGCGCUCGUAUGCGUCAGCCUGGAGACGAGGGUUGUUCCGCGUAGAGUCGAUCUCGCUCUACAAACGUUGCAGCGAGAGAGAGAGCGACGCGCGCUCCCCGCUGAAACGACGAGCCUCAUCGCUCCGCGCGAGGAACCAGUUCGCCAGUGUCGAGAGGAGACGACCCACUGUCCAAGCCUGGUUCCCGGUGUGCGCCAAAGCCUGAGCGAGGCCGAGCACAGAAGUGACGUCCUCCCUCUAAAGGGAGAGAUCCAGAGCCGCCACCCGAGUGGCAGCGGCGACGGAGGAGUCGUUCAGCGGAGGCAUGGGGGAGACUGUCCCCGACGGGACGUGUAA